Messenger RNA from Chenopodium quinoa (quinoa), 2628 nucleotides. RefSeq names its product histidine kinase CKI1-like. Gene Ontology annotation, biological process: phosphorylation; methylation; phosphorelay signal transduction system. Gene Ontology annotation, molecular function: nucleic acid binding; phosphorelay sensor kinase activity; methyltransferase activity. NCBI's taxonomy places the organism in Eukaryota, Viridiplantae, Streptophyta, Magnoliopsida, Caryophyllales, Amaranthaceae. Bases 1 to 2628 code for a protein of 875 amino acids. The record is from RefSeq and is a predicted model, not a curated record. The transcript has 8 exons. Gene Ontology annotation, cellular component: nucleus.
AUGGCAGAAAUUCUUAAAGUAAUCGCGCUGAGGCCCAUUACUUUCUUUGCUCUCUUGACGUUUGUUGUGUUGUUGCUGCCUAGUGUCAUCAUCCCGAUAUGGUAUCAGAUGAUGAAAAACAUUGAGAAGAAUGUAGGCAAGGAAGCAAGAUAUGCUAGUUACGGGCUAAUUAAAAAUGUUGAAGACGUAGCAAAAUUAAUUCCUCCCAUAAAUUCAUCAGCAAUUGAUCUAGCAAAUGUUUUGGACACUGAUAAUACGCGUGACAAACUUUUAUUUCCCAAUAUUCAAAAGGAGGUAUAUGUAUUGGCUUAUCCCAGCAAUAGAUUAAUUAUCAAUCUCCACAAACACGCGAAGGUGGAAUUGAUACUUUUAAUUACCAUGCUGAUUGGCAUGAUAAUCUCUGUGUUCGCGUUUGUCACCUUGGUUAUUAGAGCGGCUAGGAGGGAAGUGCACUUGUGUGCAGCAUACAUGAGGGAAAUGGAGAAAACAACACAAGCUGAGAGAAAGAGCAUUAAGCAAAGCUUGGCCUUUGCGAGUGCUAACCAUGAUGUUCGCGGCUAUUUAGCUUGCAUCAAGGGCUUGACCGAACUCUCUGCUACUGAUCUUCCUCCCUCUUCUCAAGUUGCUUCUAACUUGAGGAAGAUAGAUACUUGUGUUGAGGAUCUUUUAGCAUUAGUGAAUUCCAUCCUAGAUUACAGCCAGAUAGAAGCAGGAAAAAUGCAAUUGGAGGAGAAUGAAUUCAACUUAGCACAACUGCUUGAAGACGAAGCUGAUUUACACCACCCAGUUGCCAUGAAAAAGGGAGUAGAGGUGAUCCUAGACCCUUGUGAUGGUUCCAUCUUCAAGUACUCCCUAGUAAGAGGUGACCGCGGUAAGCUCAAGCAGAUCCUUGGAAACUUGCUAAGUAAUGCAAUCAAGUUCACUUCACAAGGGAACAUCUGUAUCAAAUGCCAAGCAAAGAAACCGAGCUUUGAGAACCCUAUUGUUACUUCGAACAGGAACAACUUGUUUAAUAGGUCGUCGAAUGAUCUCAAAGACAUGAAGAUAAUCAAGCAACAUUCAAACUGCAUGGAGUUUGAGUUUCUGGUGGAAGAUACAGGUCCUGGGAUCCCUAAGGACAAGCGUCGUAUGAUAUUUGAGAACUUUGUUCAAGUCAAAGAAAAUUCUGCUGGGCAAGUUGGAACUGGUUUGGGACUAGGCAUUGUACAAUCUUUGGUAAGAUUGAUGGGGGGAGACAUAGAAAUCGUAGACAAAGCCAAUGGCGAACAAGGGACAUGCUUCAAAUUCAACAUCUUUUUGAUAGUACAAGAGGAAAGUUUGGAUAACCCGAGGCAAGAGUUGACAGAGCAUAGGGACAUCCAUUCGGGCUCAGGGUUAAGCACGUGUGUUCGUAACCCUAGAGGUGAAAAGUCUUUAGUGGUUCUCUUGAUAAAAAAUGAUGCGCGAAGAGGAAUGGUCCAUAGAUACAUGGAGAACCUUGGUGUAAACCUGAAGGUCCUAAGUCAGGGGAAGCAACUCUCUCCGACUCUUAAGAAGGUCAAAUCUAUGCUCAUUGAUCCUCCAUAUAACCCAUCGUCAGGGAGGUCAGACACGAGCCCUGAUCGCAGUGGUAGAGGUGGGUUCAAACUCCCUCCUCUCAAUAACAUGGAUGGUGCCAAUGAAGUAAUUACAGUGAACAAAAGGUCCUCUAUUCGAGGGUCAGUGAAAAGCAAACUACUUGUUAUAGAUUGCAAUGCAGGGGAUGAGUUUCAGAAUAUGCAGAGCUUGGUGUCUGAGUUUAGAAAGGACUUAUACAUGACAUGCAUAAAGGUAGUUUGGCUCGGUACGCCUGACACCCGCAGGGCUCACUUACAAGGUUUGCCAGAUGAGAGUCUCCCUUCGACAGAUCUUAUUAUAUCGGAGCCUCUUCAUGGGUCACGCUUAUCAAGGAUUGUAAACCUUCUUCCUGAGUUUGGGGGUGAUUCUGUAAGAUCUCCUACUUCUGGGAGAUCAAAGAGAUCCAAUACUAGUGUUGCAGUUUUAAUAAGCAACACACAGUCGGAAACUGAAGUAGACAACGGUGAGUCUAGUGAUGGGGAGAUCAAGCAAGAAGUCCCUCGAGUUCUAAUGAGCUCUAGCAGUGACAAGUCCACGUCGAUGACUAAUACUACUCAAAUGGGAGAAAUACAAGAAGUUCCAAGGGAUGCAGAGACCAUGAAAUCUCCCUUGGAAGGGAAAAAAAUUCUGCUUGUUGAAAAUCAUAUGUUACAAAGAAUGCUUGCUGAAGCAUGUGUUAAGCGCUUAGGUGCCGAAACUCAAACAUGUGAAAAUGGCAAAGAAGCUCUUGAGGUGGUCUGCAAAGCUUUGAGCAACCAGCCAAGUGGAGAACCCUCUAAGUUUCCAUAUGAUUUUAUAAUCAUGGACUGUGAGAUGCCAGUGAUGACUGGCUUUGAAGCAACACAGAAAAUCCGAGAAGAAGAGAAGAAGUACGGACUACACAUUCCGAUUAUUGCACUGUCAGCUCACGAGGUUGAUGGAGAGGAAGGCAGGAAGAUUGCUGAGGCUGAAAUGGAUUUCCACCUGACAAAGCCACUCCGUCGUGAAGAGCUUCUAAAAUGUGCUGGUACAUAUAGGCUUUCCAAAGUGUAA